GCUCAAGGGAAAACGUCACAAGCAAAAAAAAAGAUGGAGUUUGAACCAAAAACGCCCCAGUAUAGCACCGGGGAUGCGACAUCCUUCGCCUAUGUAUCCGCUCGCGAACGCUGGCCGGUCAUCAUCACGCAAGGAAUUGAUGACGUUCACCGAUCCAUCUGGGCCUCAGAAGACGAGGAACUGAUCAGAGAGGGGAAAUGGAUCGUCUCCGAGCUCGCGAGGCUGAAAUACGAACUACAACAUGACCGCAAACUUUCGCCCAUACCAGAUGAUGGUGAAGGGGAUAUUGCAGCGUACAACAAGGAAUUAGAGGCUCUAGGGAACCCGAAGUGGCAUUUUGUACCAUGGCUGUACUCAGAAUGCUACCUUUACAGACGCAUAUCGAGCAUUUUCAAACACACGCAAAAAUGGAAGUCGUACGAUCUCUUUGCUCGCCAGAAGAUGUCCACCUUCAAAUCCUCUCGACCUGCUGUCCUUGAGCUAGCGGCCCGGUAUAAAGACAUCGUGACGGAGCUGGAAUCAAAGCACACGCUGAAAGGGGUCCAUAAUCAGGAGGAGUUGGAGGAAGCGGAGAAGAUCCUGUUCACGGAAAUGUGCGAGAUCUGCCUAUGGGGCAACGCGACCGAUCUGUCUCUCCUGACAAAUCUCUCGUACGAAGACAUACAGAAGCUCCAAGGUUCAGAGGCUCGCAAAGCGUCGGAAAAGAACAUCAUCGUCAACCACUUGGGCAAGGCGUUCGAUGUUCUUACCGCUGCUCAGAGAUCGGGCAAGAAGGAGCGAAGAGUGGACAUCGUCCUCGACAAUGCUGGUUUCGAGCUUUUCGUCGACCUCAUCUUAGCUGGGUACCUGCUCGCUGCUGGCCUGGCCACCACAAUCGUCCUUCACCCGAAAUCCAUUCCCUGGUUUGUCUCCGAUGUCCUGCCUCAGGAUUUCGCUGCUCUUAUAUCCGCACUGGCGGAUCCCCAGAAGUUUUACAGUACCCUCUCGGAUGAUGACAAGCACUCCGGCUCCGCUCCGUCUCCUUUGUCCGAGCCCGAGGUUUCCAAUCUCAAAUUCCUCUUUGAGCAUUGGAGUCGGUUCCACGCAGAGGGACAGCUUGUACUUCGCCCCAACACCUUCUGGACCGCCGGAGGAAGCUUUUGGAGGCUACCCAAGACCGAGCCCAGCUUGCUGGAGGAUCUGAAGGAGAGCGAACUCGUUAUCUUUAAGGGCGAUCUGAAUUACAGAAAAUUGACUGCCGAUGCGGCCUGGCCAGCAACGACCCCCUUCGCAGAAGCAAUUGGGCCGCUGGGACCGGGUUCAGGUAUCCGCGUCCUUGCGUUGCGGACUUGCAAAGCCGAUGUUGUGGUCGGACUUCCUGAGGGCGAGGACGAGAGGAUCAAGGCUACGGAGGGAGGUGGGGGUGAUAGCGGAGCGAGGAAGUGGGCCUGGAGUGGUAAGUGGGCGGUUGUGCAGUUCUCGGAUGGGAAGGCUUGAGGUAUUAGCUGGUUAUGCGGGUGCUUGAUAGCCUACUGGCCUCACGAAAAGCCGGGUGGUAAGAUGCUGGGGCAUGGAAAUUGUGGUAUAGAGAAUUUGUGGCAUGGAGCGUGUUUGUUCCUUUUUCAAGAUUCCAAGAGCUUUGUCAGACGUAGCAUGGUUGGAUUCAGUAUCAUUGGCAAGGAGCGCCUAGAGGGGGAGUGGAAGAUGAAUGAUAACCAGAGGACGCACAGUAGAAUAAACAGAAGUUAAGGUCUAGCACGAAAUACGUGUAACCGGG
Messenger RNA from Westerdykella ornata, 1756 nucleotides. Its product is annotated as DUF89-domain-containing protein. Lineage: Eukaryota; Fungi; Ascomycota; Dothideomycetes; Pleosporales; Sporormiaceae. Gene Ontology annotation, biological process: DNA damage response. The transcript has 4 exons. Gene Ontology annotation, cellular component: cytoplasm; nucleus. The record is from RefSeq and is a predicted model, not a curated record. The coding region runs from base 34 to 1476 and encodes 480 amino acids. Gene Ontology annotation, molecular function: phosphatase activity.